Molecule: messenger RNA, 1172 nt
Organism: Lemur catta (Ring-tailed lemur)
Lineage: Eukaryota; Metazoa; Chordata; Mammalia; Primates; Lemuridae
Product: 5-hydroxytryptamine receptor 2A
Exons: 1
Coding region: 3-797 (264 amino acids)
Biological process (GO): G protein-coupled receptor signaling pathway, coupled to cyclic nucleotide second messenger; chemical synaptic transmission
Cellular component (GO): plasma membrane; dendrite
Molecular function (GO): neurotransmitter receptor activity; G protein-coupled serotonin receptor activity
Source: RefSeq, a predicted model, not a curated record
CCAUGCCAAUACCAGUCUUUGGGCUACAGGAUGAUUCCAAGGUCUUUAAGGAGGGGAGUUGCUUACUCGCCGAUGACAACUUUGUCCUGAUUGGCUCUUUUGUGUCAUUUUUCAUUCCCUUAACCAUCAUGGUGAUCACCUACUUUCUAACUAUCAAGUCACUCCAGAAAGAAGCUAUUUUGUGUGUGAGUGAUGUUGGCACACGGGCCAAAUUAGCUUCUUUCAGCUUCCUCCCUCCGAGUUCCCUGUCUUCAGAAAAGCUCUUCCAGAGGUCGAUCCACAGGGAGCCGGGGUCCUACGCAGGCAGGAGGACUAUGCAGUCCAUCAGCAAUGAGCAAAAAGCAUGCAAGGUGCUAGGCAUCGUCUUCUUUCUGUUUGUGGUGAUGUGGUGUCCCUUCUUCAUCACGAACAUAAUGGCCGUCAUCUGCAAAGAGUCCUGCAACGAGGAUGUCAUCGGAGCCUUGCUUAAUGUGUUCGUUUGGAUCGGUUACCUCUCCUCAGCGGUCAACCCACUAGUCUACACACUGUUCAAUAAGACCUAUAGGUCGGCCUUUUCACGGUAUAUUCAGUGUCAGUACAAGGAGAACAAAAAACCAUUGCAGUUAAUUUUAGUGAACACUAUACCGGCUUUGGCCUACAAGUCUAGUCAACUCCAAAUGGGGCAAAAAAAGAAUUCAAAGAAAGAUGCCAAGACAGCAGACGAUGACUGCUCUAUGGUUGCUCUAGGAAAGCAACAUGCAGAAGAUGCCUCGACAGACAAUAUCAACACAGUGAACGAAAAGGUUAGCUGCGUGUGAUAGGCUAGUUGCCAUGGCAACUGUGGAGGGUGCACAGAGUGAGUUUUCACCUAUCUGGGAAAAAAUAAAAUAAAAUAAGAAGAAUGGAAAAAAUUAGGCCAGUCUAGUGGAACCAACAAUAAUGUCUAUAUGCCUCAUUUUAUUCUGUCAAUGAAAAGCAGGGUUAAAUGCCACAAAAUGUGCACUUCGAAAAUGUUCUGCCAGCAUUUCAGCUGUGAGCUUUAUGGUAAUUAUUUUUAACAUUGUAAAUGAUAUGUCUUUAAAAUGAUUAGCUUUUAUUGUGUAAUGAUGAGGCCCUAAAUAAAUCUCAAUUAAUUUCUAUUUUCAAAUGGAAACUUUGCCUUGCUACUAUGUUGCUAAUUGACGGCAUGGGAU